Klebsormidium nitens is the source of this 2580-nucleotide messenger RNA. NCBI's taxonomy places the organism in Eukaryota, Viridiplantae, Streptophyta, Klebsormidiophyceae, Klebsormidiales, Klebsormidiaceae. The record is from the annotation of a GenBank genome assembly.
UCCAGGUUCCUUCCUUGCACUACCCCAUGCCAAUGCCAUGACACUCUUCAAAAUCUGCUCCAACUUCCUCCUUGAGCUGCUGCAGCCAUCACGUUAGGCUUUGGCAAGUCGAGGUAAAGUUCGGGGUGCAACGCAGUGAAUCCAUUGCACUUUUCCUUCCGACAUGGCGAUUGCGCAGCUGCAGCAAGCGCCAUGUGCCAGAGGCCAACUAGUUGCUCGUCAUCAAACCGACCAUCAAACUGCAUUGAAGUCUGGGCCCAGGCAGUGCCACAGUGGUCAGCCACAUUGCCACCAGAAUCUGGGUGGACAGCAACAACGGGGCCCCUGCUCUGCAAGAAAAGCUUUGAGACACACGCACCUUAGUUCAGUCCAGUUUGCAGCUGAGCAUCUUAACCCACAAUCAGGGUUUCCUUCUUGGCGCCACUGCAGGCACGUGUGUGCUGCAUUCAAGUGGCCAUGGGAGCAGAAAGAUGGGAAUGCAGCUUCUCAAGAGGUUGAUGCUGUAGAAGCUAGAGAGCAAGAGAAUAGAAGGAAUGGGGUGCCAGCGGAGGAGACGGAUGUGGUGGUGGUCGGGGCAGGUCUGGCAGGGCUAGCAUGUGCGAGGACUCUGCAUGCUGCUGGCAUUCCAUUCCGGUUACUUGAGGCAUCUGAUGGCGUCGGUGGACGGGUGCGGACAGACGUGACAGAUGACGGCUUUCUCUUAGACCGAGGCUUUCAGAUCUUCCUAUCAGCUUACCCAGAGUGCAAGAAAGUGCUUGAUUACGAGGCGCUCGAUUUGAGGACCUUUUACUCUGGGGCCUUUGUGCGGUUUCGUGGCCAGUUCCACAGAGUAGCGGAUCCUUUCCGGCACCCCCUCGAUGGUGUGGCUUCCCUCAGCCCCACUCACCCCAUCGGCAACGUUCUUGACAAGUUACGGGUUGGACUUCUCCGACUCAAGGUGCUCAUCAAGAGCGAUGCUGACCUUUUGUCAGCACCGGAGACCUCCAUUGUUGACAAGCUCAGGCGGGAAGGUUUCUCAUCAGCAAUGAUUGACCGCUUCUUCCGGCCAUUCUUGGGGGGUAUAUUCUUUGACAGGGACCUCACUACAACAUCCAGGCUCCUCGACUUCGUGAUCAAGGUGUUGGCGCUUGGGGACAACACGCUCCCCGUCCAGGGCAUUGCCGCCAUCCCCGAGCAGCUCGCUUCCGGGCUUCCGUCGGAGUCUGUUGUGCUAAACGCCCCCGUCAGCAGUGUGGUUCCCGCCAGGGCUGGCGCACCUGCAACGGUGCGGGUCGCUGGCGGCCGCAGCUAUGCGGCCAGAAGGGGAGUGGUCGUUGCGGUGGACGGGCCCCAGGCCCAACGACUCUUGGGCGGAGGCCUCUCCAGCACUCCCUCCGAUGCCCGAGACGCACGGGGGACCGUGUGCCUCUACUACGCCGCCCCGUCCGCUCCGAUCGAGGACCCCGUGCUGCUGCUCAACGGCGAUGGAGUCGGCCUCAUCAACAACAUGUGCUUCCCCAGCAGUGUAUCCCCGUCUUACGCCCCCCCUGGCAAAGCCCUGGUGUCCAUCUCGCUGGUGGGCGCAUACCCAGACCGCUCCGAUGCGGACCUGCAGACCGCGGUCGAGGCGGAGCUGAGGGACUGGUUCGGGAAAGAGACCGCCACGUGGCGACACCUCAAAACUUACCGCAUCCCCUUCGCACAGCCCAAUCAACGGCCGCCCAGCGAUCCCCUGCGGGAGGUGCGGCUGGGUGCCGACCUCUACGUCUGCGGGGACCAUCGGGACACGGCAACGUUCGAUGGUGCCUUCGUAUCCGGGCGUCGAGCAGCGGAAGCCUUGAUGGCCGACUCCCAAGAGAAGCAAGGAGCUUCCACGAAAGCGGAAGCUAAAGUGGUAGUGCAGGUCUGACAAUGACGCGAGGCCAUUAUGCUAAGCUAAGUGUGGAGUCGAAUGGGGUGCUCAGGCCGCUGGUUUUGUUCUGAGUUGCUGGCGCACUGUUGGACACGGCACUUGAUGUAUGCCCUAGACUCAGCUCAAUUAUUGGACGUUGGUUACUAACUAAGACGAUUUGUUACACCAUGUGUUACUGUUGUUGAAGUAGCUUGCAACCCGCUCCUAACGCAGCUCGGUUGCUUGCUGGAGGAAGAAGUUGGGGAGUUUGGCCAAGAUUCGUAUCGCAGUUUCUUGGAAAGAAUCCAAUGACAUUCCCAGGUUUGUUUUGCGCAUGGGUCACAAUCGUAGAACGUGGGAUCGAGGGCGAAUCGGCACUCCACUGAUUUGUCACGCAGGGACAAUUGUGUAACUAAUGAUUAAACUACCGGCCACUAUAACACUGAUUACACUCGAGCUAAUUUUGGCCCCUUAGUCCAUAUUCUACCGCGCUGUUUCGAUUCCGGAGUCCAACUCUACGAGAGUGAGGCCACUUGAUUGACGGUGUCCUAAGUGUGGGGUAAUGAUUGAGUAUACGAAGAAGGGGUGUGGGGGGCCCAGCCGGAAUUAUGAUGAAGAGGAAAAUAUAUACGUUGUUUAGGGAUAAAUAUGUUGGAUGAGGAUGACAUAGAACAAAGAGAGAGCUUUCACCUAUCCUAUGUAUAUAAGCG